Suhomyces tanzawaensis NRRL Y-17324 is the source of this 1639-nucleotide messenger RNA. RefSeq lists its product as uncharacterized. NCBI's taxonomy places the organism in Eukaryota, Fungi, Ascomycota, Pichiomycetes, Serinales, Debaryomycetaceae. The transcript has a single exon. The record is from RefSeq and is a predicted model, not a curated record. Bases 388 to 1410 code for a protein of 340 amino acids. Gene Ontology annotation, cellular component: endoplasmic reticulum tubular network. Gene Ontology annotation, biological process: endoplasmic reticulum tubular network organization.
GGACGAUUGAUUAAGUGAAGCAUUCAUUGUGACAAGAUACAAUUCUAGUUGAAGGCGUAGCUCGGAUUUCAGUACCAUUGUCAAGGGUUAUCAGCCAGUGCUAUCAUUCCAAGGAUACCAAUUAGUACUCUAGUGCCAGCCAGUGCCAAUCAUUUAGAGGAGUAAGACCAGUCAUCAAAGAAUACCAGUACCAUUAAUAUCAGCCAGUACCAUUAAUACCAGCCAGUACCAUUAAUACCAGCCAGUACCAUUUCUCAGGCACUACGUUCAUCUUUACUAGCCAGUACUAUCAUAAGAGGACCAACCACCACUCAAGGAUACUAGCCAGUACGUUCAUCCUAAUAACGCAAGCCAGUAUCUCAUCCUAGCAAUAACCCCACAUCCACUAUGGUCUUUGGAAUCUUCUCCAAAGGAUUCGACCCGGAGUCCUUCGAAAAGGACUUGACAGGCAUAACCGAUAACAUCUCCCACACCCAGCAACAAAUCGCUGGACUCCAGUCCCGCUCCAAGAAGCUCCUGAGUGCCUUGGUGCGCUAUUUGGUUCUCGGAUACAUCAUUCUCAACAUCUACAACUACAGCCAGGUGCCCCGCGGGGUGGUGGGACUGAACAAGAUUCAAAUCUACUUGAAGGGCCAGUCUGGACGCCAAUUGAUCUUCUUAGGCCUUUACCCUGUGGUGGGCUACGGAUUGGUCCGGUUGAUCCAAUGGGUGUUCGGGGUCGUGGUCAAUAACCGUACCAACAGAUUGAGAGCCUUGCGCAAGAAGCACACUGCCAAAAUUGACGAGUUGAAGAAAAUCACCAACUUCAACACCACCAACCGUUUGUUGACAAAAUAUGGUAAUGAGGACGAAAAGAAGAAGGAUAAGCCGCUCCAGCCCGCCUCCAACAAGCCCGUGGCCAAACCCCCUGCCACAGUGAACAACUUAAAUGCCAGGCAACAGGAGGAGAUUGCCAAGUUGAACUUGUCCAAGCCCGAGACUAUUGCCCAAAACCGUCCAGGUAACAUAGGGCCCAAAGGAACUGGAAUUUCUAUCGACAACAAGAAGCCUCGGACAGUUCAGGACCGUCUUCUCGAUCUUCUUAUUGGCUCUGACAAUAGCGAAUCCGUAGAGAGCAGGUUUGCAUUGAUAUGCAUGAAUUGCUACUCACACAAUGGAUUGGCACCACCUAACUGUGCGGACCCAUCGCAAGUCAAGUAUGCCUGCUGGAAAUGUGGGGUCAUGAACGGAGCCAGUGCCUGGGAUAAGGAAUUGAACGAGCUUAAGGAGGCAUUGCCAGUCGAGCAAGGAGACAGCAAGGCGGUGACGCCAGAGCCUGUUGCCAAUGAUGAACAAAUUGAGCCCGAAACAGUGGAGAUAGUGCCCUCAAGCACCAGUGCCACCUCUACUAGCACUGGCGUUGAACGUUAGAUCCCGCGCGUUGGGAAUGAGUAGCGUGGCCAAUGUUCUCAAGUAGUGAAGUAUUUGCAAGAAUGUAGUAUUCAUUCCAAGCACUUGCAUGACACAGAACGUUAAUAUAAACAUGGGAAAGGUCGUUCAAAAGCUCUUCAUAGAUAGAACAUAAUAGUUAGCAAACUAAAUAGCAAUUGCAGUUACCAGUCGUUCAUAAUACAGGGGUUGUUAGACACUGCGAAGGUGU